Messenger RNA from Solanum lycopersicum (tomato), 2156 nucleotides. RefSeq lists its product as uncharacterized. The record is from RefSeq and is a predicted model, not a curated record. Lineage: Eukaryota; Viridiplantae; Streptophyta; Magnoliopsida; Solanales; Solanaceae.
UAGGGAUAUUUAUGCCAUAAGCCCUUCAAAUUUUUAAAAAUAGCAAGUCCAAGGCAACUCCCAGAGUAGAAGAAGGUGACCUGCAAAUUCAAGUUUUGAGUAGUUGCGGGAUCGGAAGAAGGUGAUGGGGAUUAUAAGGAGCAGUUUCUCAUUGAUAGCAGGAACUGUUUGCGGUAUUUACAUAGCUCAGAACUACAACGUCCCCAACAUUAACAAGCUUAUACAGAAUGCAUUAUUCAAAGCCAAAGAUGUAGAAGAGAAAUAUCGCAAACCUCCUAAGCCUGGCGAUCGUCUUUAGAUUCACUCUCCUUAUUUCAGAAGUGUCUCAUUUGCGAGGAAAAGUAUGCCUUAAACCUUGAUGACAACAUUGAAGCACACAUUAAGCAAGGCGAAGCGCUCAACCCGUUUUGUGUCUUGCUUCAGGGAUUAAGCACGCUAUAAAGCACGCCUUUGAUAACAUUGAUACUUUAUUGUUCUUCAAUUUUAUUAUUACUCUGCUUCAGUUAUCGUAUUUUGUGUUUGUUGCUACUGUUCUCUUCUCCAUUAUGUUCAACAUGGUUGCUUCAUAACUGUAUCUUCUUUUUUUCCAUCAUGCAACUCAAUUUGAGUUAAUACACUCUUUGCUCCACAUUAGCAAAUAAGGGGAUAAUAUUUCCACUUUAGACAAGUCUAUACGGGUUGUAAGAUGCUCGCAAAUUUUAGGUCGUAGUUAGCAAAAGGGAAAAACUUGUAGGAGAGGGUAAUGAUGUAUUUUCCCAAAAAAAUUCUAAGAACUACUUGAACUGUAAACAACAGGGGAGUUUUACAUUCAUAUAGGAGAAGAUAAGGAUGUCAAAGAAGACAAUAGUAACCACUGUGCUUCGAUCCCAGACUAGUUGGGGUUGGCUAUAUCAAUCCUCAACAACCACACGAAACAGAUAAAUAAGUCAUCUUGCUGUAGUAGAAAUUUAAAAUGCAAAAUCAUUUUCCAACCUACUCCUGGCAUUGGACGUACACAGUGCUCUUUCAUUUGGGUCUCACACAAAUACUUUGAUGCUUACUUAUGAAUCAUAUAAACCUUUAUUAGCCACAUUUGAUUUGCAGCAGUGAAUCUUUGAUGGUAUUCUCCGCAUGCUACUUGUGUAAAUAUGAUUUUUGUUGAGUGUUGAGUAGAAUCUUAGGAUCAUCUCUUUGACAAAUCAGUUGCAUUCUUGGUGUAUAACUAAUUGUUCACUACCUUAGGCAGUCUUUAGUUUAUUGACGGAAAAAACACAACACAACUCUUUUGCAAAGGUUAUGGCAGUAUAAAAUUGGCUAAUCACAUUUGAUUUCUACUGAUGUUUGUUUGAUGGGACUAACUGACAAGAUGCAAAAUAAUGAACUCUUGUAAAGUUCAUGUUUUUCUCUCCGUCAUUGAUGUAAUUAAGGGUUGAGAGUUUUGCAGUAGGAACCCGUAACAUGUAUACAGUAUGCAGCAAUACCUAGUUUGUUUUGCUGAUAUUUCUGUUGUUCCACUCUCUUCUAAAGUUUUGACUUCAGAGUGUCAUGAGAUGAAAGUGCUCUCUUAUAUUGUGUUUUCAGCCACUGGCAGACUUGGUUAAAGAUCAGCUCAAUGAAACCUAGCAGAGGAUAGUAUUUUAAAUAUAAGCUUAUAUAUUUCUUUUUAUCCUAUUAGAAACAGUAUGCGCAUGCAACGUUUAUCUAUUUCCAAUCAACAAUUUGCCACCAUUAAUUGUUGAGACAGGAAUAUGACUUUGCCAAACGUUUCCUUGGAAUAUCUGCUCUAGAAAAAGUUUCCCCAGAAUGUAGUCAUCACAAAUUUUCUUCCCAAGAAAUGAUGAUUAGUUGUCCUCAUUUUUGUUUUAAUGAUUUUUCACAAGUAAAGCUGUUCUCACUACUAUUCUUGUAGUAUUCUACUUACCGCAGGAUAGCAAGCUGUAAGAAAGCCGGUCUUUUUGGCAGAGUUGUGAAAGGAGAAAUCUAAAUUCUUUAGGCAAUGACAUACUUUAGAAUAAUUGAUUCUAAAUUCUAUUGUCUAGUUAUUGGGGAGAAUCAAUGAUAGAAGUGCAUUUUUCCUGUUCUACAUGCUUUCUUACUCUAGUAUAAGGCAUUUUGGCUAUAUCUGGUGCGUCGUCUACUUCCUGCUGAGUUGGUGUUCUUUCUUUUGCUGCCAACUC